This is a messenger RNA of Anneissia japonica, 6694 nucleotides long. RefSeq names its product SEC14-like protein 5. NCBI's taxonomy places the organism in Eukaryota, Metazoa, Echinodermata, Crinoidea, Comatulida, Comatulidae. Gene Ontology annotation, cellular component: cytoplasm. The record is from RefSeq and is a predicted model, not a curated record. The transcript has 14 exons. The coding region runs from base 119 to 2287 and encodes 722 amino acids.
UCAUCAUCAAGGUGGUUAUUAUUUUUACCAGUUUUAUAGAGCUUCAGAAUCGGUGGCUGGCUGCCGAGUAGGGCAGGAAUUUUAACUGUGAUUUAUAUAUACUUGCCACUUCCACAUCAUGGUUCAAACGUACCAGUCCCCAGUAAGGGUUUAUAAGUAUCCAUUUGAGGUUGUAAUGGCUGCUUAUGAAAAGCGGUUCCCAACCUGCAAGAUGAUUCCAAUUUUUCUAGGCAGCGAAAUAGUGUCCGACAAAAAGAGUCCCGACGGAGCUGUUCAUGUUGUGGAACGAAGAUGCAAAUUGAAUUUAGAUGCACCUUAUUUAUUAAAGAAAAUUGUAGGUGUUGACCAUGUGUACUUUAUUCAAACAAACUGCGUUAAUUGGCGUGAAAGGACCCUAAAAAUAGAGGCCCGUAACGAGAGUUUCUCUUCACGUGUGCAUAUUCUAGAAGGCUGUGUUUACUCGGUACACCCAGAUAAUCCACACUGGACAUGUUUUGAACAAACAGCCAAUUUAGAAGUGAAGUCAUUCUUUGGGUUUGAAAAUUCUGUAGAAAAAGUAGCAGUAAAACAAUAUGCAAAUAACAUUAAAAAGGGUAAAGAAAUCCUUACGUACUAUAUCAAUGAAGUACUAGAGAAAAGCGAUGGCCCCAUACCAACGUGGUCAGAAUUACACCCUAACGAAGAUCCACGUACAGUGUGUACAGAUGUGAAUGGAGUGUGUCCAUCAACAGCUGAGUCUGUCCCCUCAACAUCCAAUCAGGAAGCAUCACUGAUUUCACCCUCCACAGAAACCAUCAGCUCACAGACUAGGACACGGCUUGCAUCAUCUGUCAAGGAGAACGGUGGCGCUGUUGGUGGUUAUGAUGAUGAUGGAGCCGUGUCCAAAGUUGAUGAAGAGUACAUUGCCCGAUUUCUUGGUAACUUGACCCCCUUGCAAGAGAGUAAAUUAAUUGAACUUCGAGAAUGGCUGAGCGACACACAUAAGGAGAAAGAAAAGAUGCCUCAUGAUGCGCACUUACUGCGUUUCCUUCGAGCCCGUGAUUUCAACACUGAGAAGGCGCAUGAGAUGAUCACCGCGUCACUGUCGUGGCGUAAACAACACAAAGUAGACAAAAUACUUGGCACAUGGGAACCGCCUGAACUACUGACAAACUACUGGCCAGGUGGCUGGCAUUACAAUGAUACAGAUGGCAGACCUGUGUAUGUAAUGAAACUAGGCCAGGUAGAUGUCAAAGGCUUGAUGAAAACAGUUGGAGAGGAAAUGAUACUACGACAUAUACUUUCAAUCAAUGAAGAAGGCAUUAGGAGGACAGAAGAAGCUACUAGGAAAACAGGUCGACCAAUAAGUGACUGGACAUCAGUAGUGGACUUAGAAGGUCUAAGUAUGAGACAUCUAUGGAGGCCUGGUAUCAAAGCCCUCUUGCGUAUCAUAGAAGUGGUGGAAGCCAACUACCCGGAAACAAUGGGAAAACUUCUCAUUGUCCGAGCUCCUCGCGUCUUUCCCAUUAUAUGGACAUUGAUUUCGCCAUUUAUAGACGAGAACACACGCCAGAAGUUUCUGAUCUACGGCGGAAAGAAUUACCUUGAUCAUGGCGGUCUGCCGGACCACGUUGAAGACCAAUACAUUCCCGAUUUCCUCGGUGGUGACUGCUUUUGUGAUAUACCUGAUGGCGGCAUAAUCCCAAAAGUCUGCUAUCGCUCGUUAGAUGACAUCCUGAAUCCAGAUGAGCACUUGCUCUGCUCAGAGACUGUUUACAAGUCAGCAACGCUCAUGAAAGGGCAACCAUCCGAGGUCCUUGUCAAAAUCUCAGGAGCACAAGAAGUAUUAACAUGGGACUUUGAUGUUUUACGUGGUGACGUAAUAUUCUCGGUCCUUGUCGUCCGAAAGCCAAUUAACCAUCCAAAGGAAACGACCGGUCCUCUCGGCAACACCAUUUACAUUGACAAGUCGAUGUUCUGUGGCAUCGAUUAUGGCGUAAUUGAGUCUGCCCUCGUCUGCAAAGCAGGUGAAAGUAUACAGGGGUCACAUGUAUGUCAAUUUCCUGGCAACUACAUCUUACAAUGGAAGUACUACUCACCAGUGGCAGUGUCCACUUCUACCAAGGGACACCAUCACCAACACAAGUCCAAGAUCAUGUACUUCCAUGAAGUGCUAGAUUCAGAAAACUUUAGAGGUUCCAUGACAAGUCUACAGUCAUGCCAAAGCGGCUUCUCCUCAUUAAGCAUCUCAACGACGACCAGCAAAUCCAGUGGCCAAUCAAAAUCCAGCUCUUUUGUAUCCAGAUGACUAGACGUGAACCAGGCAUCUAAGUCGGCAAAUGCAAACAAAAACAGCUGACAAUGAAUUGCCUGCUUAACACACUCGUCAAUGCAAUCCUUUAUGAAAUCUAUAAUAGUAAUAAUCAUAUUGACAAUAAUUUGAGUCCAAAAAGUUACCAUAUAUGUUUUGAAUAUGGUUUUCUUUUGGUGAAAUGUGCAUUAAUUAAAAGCAACAGAUCAUACCUGUUUAAUAAACAGUCUAUUCUUCACCUAAGGCCAAAUUUAUUUAUUUCUUCCAUUGUUGAAUCAAAGAUAUAUAUUACACUCACGCAAAAGUUUUAGACUUGGUAUAAAUAUACAAUGUUGCAAUAGAUACUUUUUUUUUAGUGAUCUUAAAAUGUAUUUUGGCAGACAUCAAAAGUUCAUUGUGAAGCAAUGCAAUUGAUGAGAUGUUAAUAAAUUUCCCUUCCACCACCCACCCACUGCCUUACCUAACUUCUGAUUUACCCCUGCACAUAUCUCAUCACUUAACCCUGAUCACUUUAUUCACUCUCCACAUGACCCUGUUGCUUAUCCUUCCUCUAACCUGACCCUGCUACUUAACCUCUGUUAGCCUACUUUCUGUCAGGCAUCUCAUUAUUUGCCUUGCUUUGUGGUGAAUCAGAUGAUGCAGUGCUUGGCACUGUUUCUUAACAGAGCAGCAGAGGUACUUUUGUAAAUGGGUUGUGAUGGGGCUAAGGUAAAGCCGCAUCACAUUAAGUUAGAUGUGUAACUCUACCUUAUUAAUACAUCUGAUUCUAGUAUCCUUUGCACUGUAAUACAAACAGUGGCGUAUCUAGAAGUCUUGAAUUGGUGGGGCUGAUGUGGGGGCGCGAAGGUGAAGUGGGGGGGGGCUCGAUGAUCGGUUGAGGGGCGCUAAUUCGCAAAAUAUGGUUUAAGGUGAUUUAUAACUACUUGACCAUGAUUUUUUUGGGGCACCCCGCCCCCUCCCCUAGAUACGCCACUGAAUACAAACCAUGUGACCAAAUACUAAUAAUCUAAUGGAUUAUAGAUACUAAUCUGAUCCCGUAUGAUGUUAACAAGUCAAAUCCGGAUAUAAUUAAGUCUUGAUGGUUUUGAUCAUAAUUGGCUGUCAACCAAUUAAGGAAAGCAAUCUUACACUGAAAAUAUUUGUAUACUAAACAUCACCUUACUAAAAAUAGCUUUAAUAUUUAAGUUGUGUGAUUAUGGUAUUCAUGGGUUUGGUAUUCAGUAACAUGAAGGCAUUGUUGUGUAUUGUUGAUUAAUAUAUUAUGUUACCAUAAAACAAACUUGUAGUAAAAAUUAUGCACUAGCAAACCAAUGUUGCUUUUAGAAAAGCAAGUAUUCUUAUUUGUAGGCAUUUAGAACAAAUGCUAGCAUGUUGAGGCAUCUGAUAGAGAUUCAUAUUAUGUAGGUUCACAUCACAGUUAUAUCACAGCCCAACACUGGAUUGAGAAAUAAAUAUCUUUACAUUUUUAGAAACUUGAGGAGGAGUGGUAAAACUAUGAUGCAAAAUGUUUAGGAUGAAUACACUUGUUAGAUGUAUACAAUUGAGGUUGUCCCUUUAAAUUUAUAUAUACUAUUUGUAAGUAUUAAAGGUAAAAAACUGAAUUGUACUGUGUUGGUACCUUACGAUACGCACAAACUGUCUCUUUAAAAAUGUAAAGUUAAUUGCUACGUAGAUAAUAAAUAAUAUGUUUGAGAACAUCCCUUUAAAUGUAGGCUUACUACAUAUGUUAGUGAAUUAUACAAACAAUUGAUAAUGUCCGUUUAAUCUGAUGUUUAAAAUGGAAUUAUCAUCAAUAAUUUUAAUAUUUGAUAUAGGAUUUGAUUUUGGUAUACUUUUAUUUCAGACUAACUUAAUAAUGGAUUGAGAAAAUAUUUAUAACAUCAGCUAUAUAUAUAACACUUGCUGUUAAUUCACCUUGUCAAGUAUCUUGAUAUCUAUUUCCCAGUCUACAUUAACAGUAGUGUUAAUGCACCCUCUGCUAAGCCCACCUCAUGGUUGUUGUUACUUAGGGUCCACAAAACUAACAGCAUAAAUAAACAAAAACUCUGUAUGUGAGACAUGCAUGUAUUUCUAGCCCUGUUCUGAUUAGUCAGUUGUUAAAUAAUCUUGAAAGAAUUAUGAUAUUUAUUCAUUGAAAAAAUUAGGCUAGCCUUUAAUUUUGAAGAUGGUUUUGAUUGUGAACAGAUUUACAAUUAAAUACUGGUAAUUCAUAUUUUGAGGUAUGUUUGCCUCUGUUUUGUAAUAUCUAAUGCUAUUGAAUAAAACAUUAACAGUUGUUUGUAUGUGAAAUUAAAUUCCUUUCUAAGAAGCAGUAUUUUAAAAACAAAGCAGACUAUGGGGUGAGAUGGUGGUGAACAUACCCAUGUUGAUGCCACAGUCCUUACCCCCACCCCGGCUGUCUUCUCCAAAUUAUGAAACCGUGGUCCUGCCCUAGUAAUUUAUACAAUAGCUGUCAUUAAUAAUAGCAAUUCCUUUGCUGUUGAUAGAAAUAGAAAUUAAGAAAUAAAUAGUUAGGAUUUUUCAACCAUGAAUUUGGGUUUAAUAGGCAAUAAAAUGACAACAAAGACAAAUAAAAGUAAUGAUAUGAACUAUGAAACAAUUAUAUCAAAUCAAAUAUAGAAUUUCAAUGAACUUAGAACACAGUGUGGGAGCAAUAUUGAUUUUGUUUUUGAAUUAGUAGUAAAAUAUGACAGCUGAUUUCAGGGAUUUGAAAACAAUCACACAUUGCUUAUUGUUAGAUUAAUAGAAAAAUUCCAUAUUGUUAUUAACAAGUUGUAUUCACAUUUAUUUUAAAACAAAUUAAUACAAGAAGUAAACAACAUUCAUUGUACAUUUGUAGUUUAGAUAAUGUAUGAUUUGAUAAUUUAAAAAGAUAAAGUAAAGCUUACUGAUGCUUAGACAAAAUAUUGGAAAGGAAAGCUAUUAUUGUUCUUUACACUGAAGAAUUUGGCAUUAAACAAUUUCUUUCUUAUGUACCUUUAAUACAAGUUUAUCGAUUGAUUGAUUUGUAUUGAUUGAUUAUUUUAUGAAAUUAACUAUUUGUCAAAUGAUUAAUAUUUUGGAAAGUUGAUUUGUCAAUUUAUUAAUUUAUAGGUCAGUAGAUUGAUUUAUUCGUUGAUCUGUUUAUUAAUUGAUUUAUAUGUUGAUUAGUUGAUUUAUGUGGUCAGUGGAUUGAUCUAUUGGUCCACUGAUUGAUUUGUCAGUCAAUUGAUUGUCAAUUGGUUAAUAGAUCUAUUAGUUGGUUGAUCUCCAGGUCUGUCAAUUAACAUAUUUAUUAUUUGAUUGAUCUAUUAGGUAUUAAAUUAUCAGUUGAUUCACAUACUUUCCAAUCGAUUGACUGACUGAUUUGUUGGUUACUACUAUAGAUGUACAUUGAUUGAUUGAUCACUUAGUUCAUUGGUCAUUUGGUUGAUUUUUUGGUCAAAUAUAUUAUUGAUCAUUUUAUUAUUUUUUGUCAUCUGAUUUAUUGAUCAAUUUUAUGGAAUACUUGAACCUGACAUAAUAACAAGAUAUUGUAAAUUUUUUAAAGUUAUAUUUAUAAAUAUGGAGAAAUUACUUGUUUAUUUUAAUCUUGCUGUGCGAGAUACCUCACAAAACUAACUGUACUGUACAUACCAUAACUCAAAAAAAUUACGUUAUCAAAAGUUAUAUUUUUUUUAAUGUUUCUUUCUUGAUCAAAUGCUUUCUUUUAUAUUUGUGCUGGGUAUUCUUUAAUUUUGGUUUAAAAAUUGUCUUUCUGUUAAGUACUUAGAGCAUUUAGCCAUAGCACAAUACCGCAUUGCUUAACAACGUAUAAAGACAUUUUAUGAAAUGUAAAUUUAAAGUAAUUAUGCCUGCUCACAUUUACCUCAUCAAUAUUUGAACAAACUAAUAUUUUCUAAUAUUUGCACUAAAUUUCUGUAUUUUUGUUUGUAUUUUAUUUGCCAUUGUGUUCAAAUAGUUGACAAGCUCUCUCAACACAUUUUCUUUGAUAAGUUCCUGUGAUUUGCCCAUAUAUAGGCAUGGUGAUGUUAAUAUUGCUACAAGGUUUCUUUUAUUUACAAACGUAAAGCAUAUAACAAAAGCAAUCAAUUAUUUCAAAACACAUUUGUUGAUGAACUUGUUAAUUUUUAUGGCUUGUUGUUAAUUAGAAUUAGCCAAGUGGCUAUGUUCAAUAAUAUUUUCAGUGUGCACUAAUUAUAAUAAUUUAAUAUAAUUAAUAUUUAUAUUAUUUAUGAACAAAUUCGCUUCUUAACAUUUAGGAUCAAGUAAUUAUUAAGUACAUUUUAUUUAAGGGGAGAAAUGAAAUUGUGAGUUUUAACAACUGUAUCUUGUUGAUUUUUUUGUUUGCUUCAUUGCAACUCCAAGUGCUUCUCAUUAAUAUGUUAAAAUUCAAUAAAAACAGUAGUAAAAUUUGAUAUUUAA